GAAAGUAUCAAAGCCUCAGUCCACAGAGAAAUGCACACAGCCUGUAUUCAGAAACUGAGCCUUAAAACCAGCCGUCAGGACUUCUGGAACUUUGUGAUGUCACAACAAAGCAGUCACCAAGCCCCGCCCACCUGGACCCACCAUCCAAACCUUGCAGGAUUUGGUUUCUCUGAGUGUUUUUACCUGAAAUCUGCUAUAUUUUUAUUGGCUCACUCAGAAAACAGUCAGCCAAUCAGAAGAGAGGCUCAGAACCUCUUUCUGUGCAGAAUGUUAUGGAAACUCUCUGCAGUAUAUUCUGGAGUUGCAGCUGCUUUAUCACUAUUUAUGUCUCAAGACUGAAGGUACAAUGAGAAGAAAAACAUCAGUUUCAUCCCUGUGUAUCUAGCACAGAGAGAAGUCCAGGGUGUGUUAGCCUAGCUUAGCAUAAACACUAGAAACAAAGAGAAACUGCUAACUUCAGAGCCCAGUAACAACAGGAGGUGGUGCAGCAUAUGUGCUGCUUUAAGAUACUAAAGUUUAAAGGGUGCUUUUAAGACCAAGAGGCUUGGGGGCGUGGCUGAGAGCGGUGCUUUGUUGUGACAUCACAAAGUUCCAGAAGUCCUGACGGCUGGUUUUAAGGCUCAGUUUCUGAAUACAGGCUGUGUGCAUUUCUCUGUGGACUGAGGCUUUGAUACUUUCACAGUAUUAAUAUAGAAGCUAGAGCUGAUCUAUAAUCACACUACACAUGGACACAGACCUUUACACUGGAGGAGCUUUAAAUACGUUGUAAAAUGUUAAUUUCAAGGUUUUUUAGGAUAAUUAUUCCUCAAAAAGAAGAAAAUCAUUGUGAGAUAAAAUCAUUUAUUUGGACAGUACAGCUUUGGUAAGAUUGUUUCAUCUGUGUGACCCUCCAUCUCUGCGAUGAUUAGAUUUGGCCACGGCCUUAUUCAUGUGGUAAAACAAGAUCAAUUACGAAGAUGUUUAAGCAUCGAAAACGGUUUCUCUCCAUCACAGGGAACAAGGUGGAAAAAGACAAGACAGUGAAAGUUUUAGAGCUCAGUUAAAAGACACAAACGACCGCAAAGAAACAAAGAGUCGUCAGUGUGGAGCUCCUCUAUAGGUCCCGUCUCAACAGUGAGCGUAGAGGUCCACCGGGGAAACGUCCGGUUCUCCUGAUGUCCACGCCGCCGCCAGAGAUCACAGACGUAGAAAUGAACCCACGGCUGUGAGUAAAUCCACACUCCUCUGCAGACACGUGAGGAAUCCGGUGACUGUGCAGCAGGAAUGUGGAUGUUGUGGGUCAGACUGGCAGGGAGGUGGCACACCCCACCCCCGUGUUCACUGCUCCGAGGACCGGAGGGAGGGGGAAGAUAUCCAUCAUCUGAUCAUCUGUAUCCAUGGACGGGUUUAUAACGUAUCCAGCAAAAUCCUGGUCUCCUGUAGUCUUGAGCUGGGACCCGGAGGAGCCGGGGGACCCGGAGGAGCCGGGGGACCCGGGGGAUCCGGAGGAGCCGGGGGAUCCGGAGGAGCCGGAGGAGCCAGGGGAGCCGGGGGAUCCGGAGGAGCCGGGGGAGCCGGGGGAUCCGGGGGAGCCAGGGGACCUGCACACUCAGGGGCCACUUAUUUCUGCUUUUGAUACUUGA
Molecule: messenger RNA, 1622 nt
Organism: Seriola aureovittata
Lineage: Eukaryota; Metazoa; Chordata; Actinopteri; Carangiformes; Carangidae
Product: cuticle collagen 34-like
Exons: 2
Coding region: 1377-1622 (81 amino acids)
Source: RefSeq, a predicted model, not a curated record